UAAGUGAAGUGUCGUAGAGCACAGGAAGGCGCGAGUCCCGAUCGCAGGCCCUGAGCAAACCCAGGCUGUAGGGGCCGCUAUGGCGAAUGUUCCGUGGGCCGAGAUUCGUGAGAAAUUCCAGGCGGCUCUGGCCCUGUCGCGGGUGGAAUUGCAUAAAAACCCCGAGAAGGAGCCGUACAAGUCCAAAUACAGCGCCCGAGUGCUGCUGGAAGAGGUCAGGGCGCUGCUGGGCCCCGCGCCCGAGGAGGAGGAUGAGCGGCCUGAGGCCGAGGAGAGCUCGGGUGCGGGCGACCCCACCCUGGGGCCGCCCGCCGAGGCGGUGGAGGCCGAGGGGCCCGUCGCCCGAGGGGCCGUGAGGCUGGCGGUUAUUGAGUUCCAUCUCGGGGUGAACCACAUCGACACGGAGGAGCUGUCGGCGGGGGAGGAGCAUCUCGUGAAGUGCCUGAAGCUGCUGCGCAAAUACCGGCUGUCGCACGACUGCGUGUCUCUCUACAUCCAGGCGCAGAAUAACCUUGGUAUCUUGUGGUCUGAAAGAGAAGAAAUUGAAACUGCACAAGCUUAUUUAGAAUCUUCAGAAGCACUGUACAAUCAGUAUAUGAAAGAGAUUGGGAGUCCUCCUCUUGAUCCUACUGAGCAUUUUCUUCCUGAAGAAGAAAAACUUACUGAACAAGAGAGAUCAAAAAGAUUUGAGAAGGUUUAUACUCAUAACUUAUAUUACCUGGCUCAAGUUUACCAGCAUAUGGAAAUGUUUGAGAAGGCUGCUCAUUAUUGCCACAGUACCCUAAAACGCCAGCUUGAGCACAAUGCCUACCAUCCUAUAGAGUGGGCUAUUAAUGCUGCAACCUUGUCACAAUUUUAUAUCAAUAAGCUAUGCUUUAUGGAGGCCAGACACUGUUUAUCAGCUGCUAAUGUCAUUUUUGGUCAAACUGGAAAGAUUCAAAAUACAGAAGACACUACUGAAACUGAUGGAGAUGUGCCAGAGCUUUAUCAUCAAAGAAAAGGGGAAAUAGCAAGAUGCUGGAUCAAAUACUGUUUGACUCUCAUGCAGAAUGCUCAACUAUCCAUGCAGGAUAACAUAGGGGAACUUGAUCUUGAUAAACAAUAUGAACUUAGAGCUUUAAGGAAAAAAGAACUGGAAGAGGAAGAACGUGUUAGGAAAAAAGCUGUGCAGUUUGGAACUGGUGAGCUGUGUGAUGCCAUCUCUGCAGUAGAAGAGAAAGUGAGGUAUUUGAGACCUUUAGAUUUUGAAGAAGCCCGGGAACUUUUCUUAUUGGGUCAGCACUAUGUCUUUGAGGCAAAGGAGUUCUUUCAAAUUGAUGGUUAUGUCACUGACCACAUUGAAGUUGUCCAAGAUCAUAGUGCUCUGUUUAAGGUGCUUGCAUUCUUUGAAACUGACAUGGAAAGACGGUGCAAAAUGCAUAAACGUCGAAUAGCCAUGCUAGAACCCCUAAUUGUGGACCUGAAUCCGCAGUAUUACCUGUUGGUCAACAGACAGAUUCAGUUUGAAAUUGCACAUGCAUACUAUGAUAUGAUGGAUUUGAAGGUCGCUAUUGCUGACAAGCUGAGGGAUCCUGAUUCACACAUUGUGAAAAAAAUAAAUAAUCUUAAUAAGUCAGCAUUGAAGUACUACCAGCUCUUCUUAGACUCCCUGAGGGAUCCAAAUAAAGUAUUUCCCGAGCAUAUAGGGGAAGAUGUUCUUCGCCCUGCCAUGUUAGCUAAGUUUCGAGUUGCCCGUCUCUAUGGCAAAAUCAUCACUGCUGACCCCAAGAAAGAGUUAGAAAACUUGGCAACAUCAUUAGAACAUUACAAAUUUAUUGUUGAUUACUGUGAAAAGCACCCUGAGGCUGCUCAGGAAAUAGAAGUUGAGCUGGAACUUAGUAAAGAGAUGGUGAGUCUUCUUCCAACAAAAAUGGAGAGAUUCAGAACCAAGAUGGCCCUGAGCUAAUCCUUUUUUCUAUUGGAUGAAAAUGUGCAAUACUGAAGACAUUUUUUCCCCUUAGUCACACAGGUCCAAUUCCAUUGUGAUAUUACCUUUAUAGCUAGAUUGUGGUCUGCACUUGAGAUAGGCCAGUUGAGUCUUUGCUAGGACCUUACUUAACAUAAAUAAAUUAAUAAUUUACACCUAAUUAUGUAAAUUGCCUUGUUGAAGUGACAUGUGAUUGGUAUUUUAGAUUGCUUGUUUCCUAUUUAAAUAUAAACCUUUCCUCCCUCCAUUUCUAACUGUGGGCUAGUACUUGAUGGAUUCCAUAAGAGGGAAAAUACUGGGUACUAUCCCUGGUAGAUAAGCCUAUUACUGUAUUAAAAUUUAAAACAUAACUUCCUAUAAUUAUCCUUCCCAAAAUAUUUACCUUCCUAAAUUUCCAAAGAAAUCUUUCCUUUUUGAAAAUAACUUAAAAAACUAAGUUAUGUUGUUGUAAAGUGGUUUGUCUUAAUUAUAGGGGAGGGAAUAAACCUUGUUGGAAAUAUAAUAAAUUGACUUGUUUCACUAAU
This is a messenger RNA of Talpa occidentalis (Iberian mole), 2490 nucleotides long. It is a transcript of the gene KIFBP, whose product is annotated as kinesin family binding protein. NCBI's taxonomy places the organism in Eukaryota, Metazoa, Chordata, Mammalia, Eulipotyphla, Talpidae. Gene Ontology annotation, molecular function: protein binding. The record is from RefSeq and is a predicted model, not a curated record. The coding region runs from base 80 to 1945 and encodes 621 amino acids. The transcript has 7 exons.